UUGCAUUCAGUAUGUCAAGAUGAUUACAGAGAAAGAAAGAGGAGAGAACUGUGGGAAGGAAGAAAGCUAAGAGACAGAAGAAAAGAACAUAUCCUUUCUACUCCAAAGAAGUGGGUUGUGAUUCUCCCACUUCCCUGCACACAACUUUAUGUAUUCUUUUCACGGUCUUUGUGGCUGUGAGAGGUCCGAGGCAUCCAUUAUCGUGCCCUUCCUAGUCCUUAAAAAGGAGACCCAACGUAACCUCACAUGCAAAGCCUACUCCCUUCCGGCUCAUAAGAAGCACCGCCCGGGCAGAUGCCUUCCCCAUAGGGAUCAGCUCGAGCAAGAGCUCAGACAGAGUCUCCACUCCCCCCCCACUCCCUGAGAUGGCAUCGGGUUGGACCGCGAAGGAGAACAAGACGUUCGAACGGGCCCUCGCGGUGUACGACAAGGACACCCCCGACCGCUGGCACAAUAUCGCCCGGGCCGUCGGCGGGAAGACGGCGGAGGAAGUGAAGCGCCACUACGAUCUGCUCGUGGAGGACAUUCGCCGCAUCGAGGCUGGCCAAAUGCCGUACGUCCAUUACAAGUCCCCCGGCAGCAGAGGUUGAAGUAUUUGGAGCUUAAUUGGAGCACAAACUAGCAUGCAGUAGCUUUGUCUAUGUGAAGCAAUAUGGCCAUUUCUCUUCUCUGGGCAUCAGUUAUUAGAAUGUUAUUCGACUAUAUGAAGACCAAAUCUCUCUGAACUCAGUAUCAGUUUCUCUUAUUUAGUUUUCUUUCUCCCUUCUAUCAUGUACUCUAUAGAGACAUCGUACUCUUUAAAGGCUACCGUUAUUAUAGGCAUAAGAGGUAUGCUUGCUUUGUAAUAUUUGGCUUAUAUAACCAUACCGAGUUACAUUAUAUGCAUACCCGAGUGAUCUGCAGGGGCACCUAAUGAGGUUCCACAGCAUCAAAAUUUGUCUAUUUGAUGAUAAAUUACCAUUAAUUUGAAGGUAAAAGAAAUGCUAAAACGAAUAUGCACAGAGCAGUGAAGACAAGUUUCCGAUGUUGCAAGUAUGGAGGAGACAAGCGUUUGAUGAAAUAGACCACAACCCAAUGGCUCGAGCUUGGUAAGCCCCAUCGUUACCAAGACAAGUUUUGCUGGAUCCUGCUCUCACUUUUCUGCAAGUCAAGAUCUCCGGAUCUGAGACGGCGAUUUCAAGAACUAGCGGA
Musa acuminata AAA Group (dessert banana) is the source of this 1191-nucleotide messenger RNA. RefSeq names its product protein RADIALIS-like 3. Gene Ontology annotation, molecular function: DNA-binding transcription factor activity. The record is from RefSeq and is a predicted model, not a curated record. NCBI's taxonomy places the organism in Eukaryota, Viridiplantae, Streptophyta, Magnoliopsida, Zingiberales, Musaceae. The transcript has 2 exons. The coding region runs from base 366 to 590 and encodes 74 amino acids.